GUUUCGUCACCAAAACAAAAAAAAAAUCGUCUUUCUUCUGACGAAACGUCAACCUGAAAGUGUGAACAACGUUUUGAUUUUGUGUUGAAAUUCUGAUGAGCUAUCAAAAAAUUUAAUUUUUGUGUCCGAAUUCAUAAAACAGGGCUGCAGAAGGCGACUUUUUCUUCCCCUGUGCUAGAAGCAUCGUCCCUCACAGACGACUUGAGGAAAAGAAAAGUACGUUCUCCCCACGCAACUUACCCCGAUCGUCUAACAUAUUUCUCCUGAGAGGACAUUCCGUUUGGUUAGGAUACACUACAAUGGAGACCACAGGAGCUCCUCCGCCGCCGAAGCAGAAACGGCGUCCACGAAAGCACAAGCCAAAACCGCAAACGACUUCUACGGACAAACCGAUUCAGCAAGUGGAGACAGUCCCCCCAAAGGAGUCCAAGACGGAGACGAACAAAGAAAACUUGCAACAUCAAACUCACCAGGAACCCAACGGUCAGUUGAACAGAAGUCCUAGCAAGCGCCAUAGAAAGCGUAACAAGGGGAAGAAACAGGAAGCGACUGACCAGAGCAUUCAACCGAUUUCCUUACCGGAGAUUUUUCCAGGACCUCAAGUUUAUGCGCUGGAGAAUCAAACGGUUCAGAAGAAAGAGGGAAAACCACAGGCAACUGGUAAGAGUAAGCCUUCAGUAAGACAGCAGAAGCAAUCAAAUUUUGAAGGGAACUCUUCGAUCAAGGAUAUUAAAGCCGAGCAAAUCUUCCCUGGUUCCAUAACAGACUCGGUUAAAAUUAAAGCAAACAAUUUUGCGAUAGAAGAUAUACGAUUAGAAGACUUAUUUCCAACACCUGCGAAUUAUACUUUCGAAAAUAAUGCUGUGUCGAGAAAGGUGAAAGUAAUAAGAGUACAGCCAAAAGUAAAGCAGCAAAAGAAGGUACACUCCAUUGUUGGAUUGGAGGACAUUUCUUGCAAAGAUAUUUUCCCCGUAGAGUCUAGUAAAAACGAAAACAUUGUCAAACAACCGGAACAAACCAUGGAACCGGCCAAGACUGAAAAAUCACGAGAAGAAGUGAUGGCUGAGCGAGAAGCAAAAAAAGCUGCCAAAGCAGCAGCUAAGGGAAAAGGCAAGGAUAAGCCAAAGCCAGCCGCGCAACCGGAGGCUAAUCCUUUGCAGAAAUCAAGUACGGAUUCCAGUCUUUCAGAAAAGUUGGACAAGCUUCACAUAUCAGAUCCUCCAACAGUUGCCCAACCGGCGGCUAGUGUACCAGCUAAGACAACCAAUCAGCUGAGCAAAGCUGAACGAAAGGCUCAAUUCGAAGCUCAGAACCCAAAUUUAGCUAAACCGAAAGCCGAAGCGAAAGCGGCAACUUCCAAGGCCGAACGACGUGCUCUCCAAGAAGCCCAGCGGGCUGCCAAGGCCGAAGCCCAGGCCAAGAAAACUACAGCUGCUCCGAAGGCCAGUGCGGAAUCUACCGUCAAGCCUACCACUCCGGCAGCGAAAAAGGAAGUCACUUCAACCUCCGCUAAGCAGACGAAGAAGCCCGUCAAAAGCGCAGACUCUCCCCAGCAGCAACCGCACAUGGUCAAGCUGUUCAACCAUCUCUACACGAAGAAGUUUGCCGCUUCGGAGAUCGUCAACUCGGCCCAGCUGUAUCCGGCCAUCACGAAGCUUGGUCUGCAGUAUGCCGAGGGCGUCAUGGCCGGAUCGAAGGCUCGCUGUUUGGCCUUCCUCAAGGCCCUGAUGCAAAUGAUCGACGAUUACGAAACGCCACCGGAGAAGGAAUUUUCCCGGGGCUUCGAGGAAGCCCUCAAUCCGAACAUUGCCUUCCUGCAGAAGUGCCGUCCGUUCUCCGUGUCUAUGACCAAUGCGUUGAAGUACAUCAAGAUGUACACGAGGCAGCUCAACCCGAAGGAUUCGGAUUCUGAUCAAAAAGUGUGUCUGCUGGAAGCCAUCGAAACUUACGUUCGGGAUCAGAUCGAGAAAGCGGAAGAAGCCAUUAGCAUUUCGGUGCAGGACAAAAUCUAUGAUGGCGAUGUCAUUCUGACCUACGGUUGUUCCUCACUCAUCAAGCACAUACUGGAAGAAGCCAAACACCGCCGGAAGAACUUCCGGGUGGUUAUCGUGGAUUCACGACCUCGCAAUCAAGAGCACGAAAUGCUGCGCCAACUGGUCGCGCAAGGAAUCGACUGUACCUGUGUACUUAUCAACGCCAUCAGCUACGUCAUGCCGGAGGUGACUAAGGUGCUUCUCAGUGCCCACGCGCUUCUGGCCAACGGAUGCGUCAUGUCCCGGGUGGGAACGGCCCAGAUAGCCAUGGUGGCCAAAUCCUACAACGUUCCGGUUCUGGUGUGCUGCGAAACGCAUAAGUUUAGCGAACGCGUUCAGACGGAUGCUUUCGUUUAUAAUGAAAUUGGAAAUCCAAACGACCUUAUCCUGAACUCAGGCACCCGAGAGAACCGGUCCUGCAAUCCUUUGGCCGAAUGGGAAUCGAUCAGUCACCUAACGCCGCUCAACUUGCACUACGAUGUGACCCCGCCGGAACUGGUGACGGCCGUCGUAACGGAAGUGGCCAUCCUUCCGUGCACGAGCGUUCCAGUCAUCCUGCGCAUCAAGCCAUCCGAGGUUGGCUAUUAGAGACGUCGACACUGUGUAUAGCAUGUAGGUAUGUCCCCUUCCUUAGAUUGUUUUAGACGUGUUCCAAAUUUUUCUCAAUAAAAGAAAAACUAUGCUUGAAA
Aedes albopictus (Asian tiger mosquito) is the source of this 2722-nucleotide messenger RNA. RefSeq names its product translation initiation factor eIF-2B subunit delta (gene eIF2Bdelta). Lineage: Eukaryota; Metazoa; Arthropoda; Insecta; Diptera; Culicidae. The transcript has 6 exons. The coding region runs from base 300 to 2621 and encodes 773 amino acids. The record is from RefSeq and is a predicted model, not a curated record.